AUGAGGAACCCGCCGCGGAAGAGCGGAAAAGUUUCCAGGGUGCCGGAGACCGAGAGACUUCCGCCGGGAGACGACGUAGAGUUUAUCGACGACGGCGGAGGCGGUAACAAUAGGCAAUCGCACGACGAUCGGCCGCCGAGAGGUCACCAACAGAAUAAGAGAAUGAAUAGGAACAAGCCCAAGAGUGACAGGAAGUUGCCGGCACGCGACGACGAUUACAUUAAUGACGGUGGCGGCGGAGGAGGUGACGCGGAGCCGGUAGGGUCUUCGAAUACGGGUGACGUGCGUGAGGGAGCGUCCGCCAAAAAACCACGCCGGGAAGAGGUCGGACGAAAAAACAAGCACCACGUCGUGGCCAGUGGGGAAGGGCCGGUCAAGCACAAGAUACACAAGAAAAAUGAGUACUCCAAGAAGCAGCAGUUCUUCGACGAGGAACACGUGGACCACGGAAAGAAGAAACCCGCUAAGAACAAGUCAAAUCACGGCGGCGGUCACAAGAACAACGGCCAAGAACUUCGAAAGCAGAGUAAGAAGAAGAAGCGACAGCAGCAGCAGCCUCAGCAACAGCAGCAGCGAUCCACCCAAAAACCAAUCAGACGGACGACGAAAAGGGAGCAAAAGGACGACCGAGGUACGAGUCGGGUCGUGUCGCAAGGAUACGGUCAGGUGGUGGCCGUGCGCUAA
Molecule: messenger RNA, 684 nt
Organism: Macrosiphum euphorbiae (potato aphid)
Lineage: Eukaryota; Metazoa; Arthropoda; Insecta; Hemiptera; Aphididae
Source: the annotation of a GenBank genome assembly